AUGAUUAUCCAACUUCCUUAAAAGUAUACUCUAAACCUAAUUGGAGAUAUCCUCUCAAAUCAAGUCACCCUUGAAUUUGAUGAACAACAAGUGCAAUAAUCCAGAGAAUCCUUCCUAACAUUCAUCCAGAACACACAACAACAAUUAUAUGGUUUCAACACUUUGCUAGGAUAGAAAAUGCCUUAACCAAUUAAGGAUCUCCAAAAUUAUGAAACCAAACAAUUAAAGCAGCUAUUAGAAUGCACUUCUGCAGAUUAAUUGCAAUAAGAUCUAUGUAAAAUCACACUGUUUGUGCUUAUUAAUAAUUUGAUCGUGAAUAGUGGAGUCAGUCUAGACACCCUAAGAUAACUCAAAGAACUCUUUAAUAAUAAAACGGAAUUACACUUACCAUCAUCUAAUUUUAACACAUAAUAUUAUGAUGCCAGUGUCAAUUGGUCUAUUUUGCAAGUCCUCAAAAACAUAAACGAAUACGACACAAUCAUCAUCACAUUGACUAAGUCUCUCUCAUUUGCUACUCUCUUGUACAAUACACACAGAAGUUUGAAGUGUAUUAAAAUGGCCUUCAUUAUAACUUCCAUAUCUUUUGAAGCCACCAAUGGAGUUAUCUGUGCAUUCACAUAAUUGGUGAAUGAAGUCAAAUAACAUCAAGGCCAAAUUGAAGUGGCUUAAGAAUUGUAUAAUCUAUUGACUGUGGAUGAUGAAGAAUCAGAUUUAAAUUUAAGUUUAAAGAGAAUCACUCAUAACAUUCUCCAAGACGCUUAUUCAACAAGAUGUAUUCCAUAAGUCAUUGGAGCGGCAUUAGAUUAAAUUAAAUUUAUUAUCAAUAAAAUUGAAUCCCAGGAAAUAGGUUAAAGAGCAUAUGAAUUUGAAUUUGAUAACAAUUCUAAAAAAAUUUAAGAUAUCCUCUACAAUGAAUAAAACAAUAAUGAAACAGAAUUACUAUUAAUUGAUUAUUUGGCCAUUGCUGUCUCUGAAAUCGGAGCUAUUACUGAGAGAAGAAUUCAAAGAUUGAUGAAUCCAAAAUUAACUAAAUUAUAGGAGUAUUAUGAAGAAUAUCUAAAAGAUGAGCAAUCCUUAUUUGGCUUUCAAAAUCUGGCCAAUUAAGCCAGCAACUUAAUAUAGAAAAAUAAGAAGUACUGUCAUCCUGUAUCUGGUGAUUCUAUGCCUCAAACAACUCAUUUAGAGGAUAUUAAUAAUAACUUUGAAGAUUCAAUACUGAAAAUGAGACAUAUCACUAAUAACACAAUUUAAAUAUUGGCCAUUGAUAUGUUUUUGAGUGCAAGAAUUAUCAAGAAAUUGGAAUAGAAGGAGGGCAAAUUGAUCCAUGCCAAGUUAGAUGCCAUAGUUUAAAAGGUGUUGCCUAUAGAGAAUGUCAUUUAAGUUGCUUAAUGGUUGGAAUAAUUUAUAUAAUUGUGA
Paramecium tetraurelia is the source of this 1416-nucleotide messenger RNA. RefSeq lists its product as uncharacterized. Gene Ontology annotation, molecular function: ammonia-lyase activity. The transcript has 2 exons. The record is from RefSeq and is a predicted model, not a curated record. NCBI's taxonomy places the organism in Eukaryota, Ciliophora, Oligohymenophorea, Peniculida, Parameciidae.